AUGGAUCUCGUUGCAGGAGUCCGUAAAGAAGGGAGUCGCGGAGGUCGCGACUCCUUCAAAUGGUCCGACGUUAAAGAAUCCUCACACCGCGAGAACUAUCUAGGUCACUCGAUCAUGGCACCAGUUGGUCGAUGGCAACAAGGUCGUGACCUCAAUUGGUACGCAAAGAACAACCAAGAUAGCGACGCGGCAAAACAAGAACACGAGGAGGAGAUCCGGCGCAUCAAGGAGGCCGAACAGGAUGCAAUGGCGCUCGCGCUCGGAUUACCUGUUGCUCCUCGCAGUGCUGCUUCGAAUGCAAAUAUGACUCCGUUGGGUGGGAAUGACGUGCGAAAGGCUGUGCAGGAAUCAACGGAGACAGAAGAUAGGACCGGCGAUGAUGGCGGUCGCGGGAUCGGAUUUGGUUCAUAUGGAGGAGUAGCUGGAAGUAUGAAUGAAACCGAUGGUGAGACAUUGGCACCUAUUGGCAUGGAUUCUGCGGGUGAUCGGCUGUCGGUGCGGGAGAAAGAUGGUGGUAGAGGUCGAGAGUCGAGAUGUCAUCGCUCGAGGAGGGAUAGGUCUCGAGAACAUGGCCGGAAACGGGAACGUGGUCAUCGCGAUCAUGGUCGAAGUCACCGGCAUGACCGAGAUCUAGACCGGGAACACCUUCAUCGUCACCAUCAUCGGGAACAUAGAGAACAUCGGCGCCAUAGGUCUCGGUCUCGAUCAGGGUCGAGAUCCCCAAGACCAGAACGUCGUGACCGAAGACAUGAAUCAGGCCGCCGUCGUGAUGCUGAUCGUUCCGGACGUCGUCGUUCGAGCUCUCCGCGACACGAUCGAGCUGGUCGUGAAAAUGAUAGAGAGGCGCAUAGACAUCAUCGUCGAUAG
Talaromyces stipitatus ATCC 10500 is the source of this 867-nucleotide messenger RNA. RefSeq lists its product as uncharacterized. The record is from RefSeq and is a predicted model, not a curated record. The coding region runs from base 1 to 867 and encodes 288 amino acids. Lineage: Eukaryota; Fungi; Ascomycota; Eurotiomycetes; Eurotiales; Trichocomaceae. The transcript has 2 exons.